Aplysia californica (California sea hare) is the source of this 615-nucleotide messenger RNA. Its product is annotated as probable ATP-dependent RNA helicase DHX58. The record is from RefSeq and is a predicted model, not a curated record. NCBI's taxonomy places the organism in Eukaryota, Metazoa, Mollusca, Gastropoda, Aplysiida, Aplysiidae. Gene Ontology annotation, cellular component: cytoplasm.
AGACUGUCGAUUUAAAGCCAAGGGAAUCAGAUAAUUUUGUUGCAAGCAUGAAUAGCUGCAUGGAAGACAUUGAGAACAAAAUAAAAGGCAUUGCCAAGAGAAAUGGAUGGGAAGCUGUUCUUAAAGGACUACAGUAUGUGCCUGGUGACAGAAAACUUCAAGCCUACAGACAAAGAAUUGUCAUUUUGAAACAAGUUGCAGAAGAACAUAUCAAGCCUCAAGAUGAUAACAUCAAAGAUAAGAUUCUUCUUAUCUCCCUGGCAGAGCUAUUAUGCGUUUGCAGUAAUGCUCUGGAGCUGUAUGAUUUGGCAGAUAUUAAAGAAGUUCAGACGUUCCUACAAGAAGAAAGCAUGGACUUACCAAAUGAGUUUUUAAACAAGCUUUUGCAGAUGGAUCCCAGCUGCCCAGUGUCGAGAAACAAAAAUCUUCAAAAUCUUGAGAAAGUUCUCCUUGAGUAUUUGGUUGCCAAAGGCCCAUCUUCUCGGUGCAUCAUUUUUGUGCGUACCAGAGCUUUGGCAAGACUUCUUGCAGACUCGUUGAACUCCUGCAGUUCUUCCGUGCAUCAUCUGAAUGCUGCUGUGUUCACUGGGACUUCAACUGCUAAAGAGAGUGGCG